AGCAAAGCACUGUUUAGAGAACAAUGAAAUUGCUUUCAACUUAGAGGGUUCUAAUUUAAUAAUAAUGGUAGUGUCUGGCUGUCAGAGUGAUCUGCUAAUGCCAUGGAGUCUGCUUCUGGACAGGAAUUGCCCACUGAUAUUAUCAGUUGUUGUAAACUGUCUUGGCUGAGAAAUCAAUCAUUAACUCUGGUCCCCAUGUCAUAAAAACAUCGUAUUGUAAGAGCAUGACUGGCUUAAGGCUCUCACUAAUCAAUCAGGCAUACAGCAGGAAUACAGCAACGCAUAAAAGGAGCCAGAGACUCGGGAAAUCCAUCAGCUAAGGGGAGACAAGCUGCACUGAGGUUUAUCUCCAUGGAGAAAUCCACUGACAAGCCAAACAAGGAAAACAGAUCCUCAGCUCCUGAAGCACUGCAGGCUGAGGCACACAGUCCUGCACCCGCGGCGGGAGCUGCUGCAGAAAUGAGCAGAGCAGGAUCCUUAACACAAAACUCAAAACACAAGAAGAGAGUGGGAUACACGGAAGAGUGCACUGAAGAAAUGGAGAGACCUUCAGGAACAGGGAGAGACAGUCCUGCUGCCUCUGAACCAGCAGUUUUGGAACAAGACUCUCCAAACUUAAGGCCACUUGCUGUGCCAACAAACACAAACUCUCCUGAAAUGAGCACAUUGGAACUGAACCACCAGUGCUCAGACACAGCCACUCUGGAUAUGGACUGCAUGAUCUGCUUCAACAAGUACAGCAUCUACAGAGUCCCAAAGCUCCUGGACUGCCAGCACACCUUCUGCGCCGUCUGCCUCAAGCUGAUCCUCAGGAAAGAGGAGAAGAGCUGGAUAAUCACCUGCCCUCUUUGCAGAAAACCCACCUUCGUGUCAGGAGGGCUCAUCCGCACGCUCCAGAAUAAAGAAGACAUCCUGGAGCGCCUGGAGAGCCUUGAUUCAAACCCUGAGGUGUACAUCUGUGCCGUGGGGCUGGAUGGCAAUAGCUGGACUCAGAGCAGCCAAGACAUUUUAGCCCCAGAGGAAAACAGCCCAGCACACACCAGCCUGGUUGUGCAGAGACUCGUGCUGCUCCUGCUGCUUGGGGUGAUCCUCGCCAUGCUCAUCCUCCCAUUUAUGUACUCGGGGAGGGUGAAAUGGGUAAUUUGUCUCCUGCUUACUUUGGGGUUGCUCAUGUCUCUGAUGCUUUGCUGCACUCCUAAAUUCCACUGCAGGUGCAAGAAAGACUCUCCCACCUCCUGUGACAAGGAGAUCCAGAUUGUUACCAUUGCCUGAAACAAUCUGUAAGAGAUCAGGGACUGGGCACACCAGUGAGUUAAGGACUUAAAGCAAUCUCUCAGAGAAUAAAUUCAACAGUUGGCUGAGCUGGCUCAAUGCCAAUGCACAUUGUUGUUAAAUCUCCUUACUGCAAACAAAAUGAACUACUUAUGUGUUGAUAUUUAUGUGUUUUCCAUACAAUUUUUAUCCCAGACUAUUGUUUUGGUUUGCUUUUGUCAUUUUGUUCAUGUCUGUGUCCCCUCCUGCAGGAUGUUAUCUGGAACACCCGGGAGGUGACAUCCUGCAAAACCCCAUGGUUGCUGUUCCCUCUCUCUGAACAUACAAACACCUUUCCUUGGGACAGUGUGGAAAUAAGGCUGCUAAAUCAGGCAGUGGGUGUUCAGAAGAGAGUAGUUUUAGCCCAGAUUAUCACUUUAACCCUGGCAGGGAUGGGAAAGGGACUGGGAAAAGGGAUGUCAGUUGAUGCCACUUAAAGUUACACACAAAAUUGGAGAGGAAGAGGCAAAACCAACACUCCCAAUCUUGAGUCUGUGGCAUGCAAAGGGCAAUGCUAAAAUUCCCCACAUUAAAUAGCACAGAAAUAGUUCCUCUCACCUGCAUUCCUUUAUCUGGCAACCUGCAGGAUCUCUCUUCUUGCCCUCUUUACAUUGCCCUUGAAGAUGCUCACAGAAAACAGAACUCUGUCAACUGCUGCGCCACACCAUGUGUGAUAUUUUUAUAUGGAAUGUCUCC
Catharus ustulatus (Swainson's thrush) is the source of this 2007-nucleotide messenger RNA. It is a transcript of the gene RNF186, whose product is annotated as ring finger protein 186. Gene Ontology annotation, biological process: protein ubiquitination. Gene Ontology annotation, molecular function: ubiquitin protein ligase activity. Lineage: Eukaryota; Metazoa; Chordata; Aves; Passeriformes; Turdidae. The record is from RefSeq and is a predicted model, not a curated record. Bases 352 to 1272 code for a protein of 306 amino acids. The transcript has a single exon.